Molecule: messenger RNA, 1530 nt
Organism: Paramuricea clavata
Lineage: Eukaryota; Metazoa; Cnidaria; Anthozoa; Malacalcyonacea; Plexauridae
Source: the annotation of a GenBank genome assembly
AUGAAAAGGCACAAGAUCUACGAUGUUUAUACGGAAGUUCCUCGAACCUCAAUACGUUUAGAAAACAUUAAAGAUUUAUUUUAUCCCAAUGAAGACACAAAGGGAGAAUUUCCUCGUAGCAUUCUGGCGAUUGGAAAGCCUGGAAUUGGAAAAACGGUCUUGACCGAAAAAAUUCUCCGUGACUGGGCUAAUGAAAUUGAUGAAUAUUAUUCUGACAAGAUUGCCUUCUUUUUCAAACUCAGAUGGUUCAAUGACAAUGAAAAAUUAACAAAUUUAUCUCUUAAGACAUUUCUUCAGCUCGGAACGAGACUGAACGAAGAAAAAUUUGAAAGUAUUUAUAAAGAAAUUGCAAAAGAGCCACAAAAAGCCAUUCUUAUUUUCGAUGGUUUGGAUGAAUUCCAUGGCAAUCCUAUAAGUUGCUUUGGUCAAUCCACGAUGAUUCCAGAUGACCCUAAUACUUGCAUGUCUGCAAUGAAUUUAUUCAUUAAUCUGAUGUUGGGAAAUUUGUUGAAAAGAGCAACGGUUCUAGUAACAAGCAGACUGACCGCAGAUGAUUUUUAUUCCAGGCUUUAUUUUGAUCGAAAUGUGGAGAUUACUGGUUUCACCCAGGAUAAAAUCGAAGAGUAUGUCAGCCGAUUUUGUGAUAAUAACAACAGAAGCGACCUUAAAUCAAGGAUAUGGAGGCAUAUCAAAUCCUCACCAGAACUAUUGAACUUGUGUUAUAUUCCAGUAAACUGUUUCAUCGUAUGUGUUAUCCUGUUUGAAUGUCUUAGUGACCCAAGAAAUGAUAUCGGUGCUCCUCCAACAACUCUGACAGAACUUUACCAGACAGCCGUCAAUCAGUUUGAAAAAUAUCAUCACAGAAAUGCAGACAGAAACCCUACUAUGACGGAGGAAGCGUUAAAGGAACUUCAACGAUUAGCAUUCGGCGGUAUGGAGAAUGGGCAACUGGUCUUUAAUCAAGAAUUGUUUGAUGAGCAAAUGAAAACAUCCGGUUUAUUGAACAGUUUACCCAAGCCUAUUUUCCCAAAUCAAACACAAUUUUGUUUUAUCCAUUUAACCAUACAAGAAUUUCUUGCUGCAAGGCACGUGACUGAAACACUCGCUCCACUCGAAAUAAAGAAGUUUAUUUUCGAUCAUAUUAGAAGUGGUAAAUGGCAUUUAGUUCUUCAGUUCCUUGCAGGACUUUUGGGCAAGAAAAUCAAGAAUUUUCGUAGGGAAUACACGGAUUGUGUUUUCGCGUUUGCAGAAAGGUUCCAAGUUACUCAUGGUAAAAUUGAACUUAAUUACAACGAAGUGUUUGUAAUGACGUGUUUAAGAGAAGUGGAUGAUGAAGAGAUUGUUAAAGACGUUUGCGAGACCACUGCCCUAAAUGUUGUUGUACAUCUUCAUGGUGGUUCACAUAUUGUUUCUCCAAGUGAGUGGGCGGCGAGAAAGUUUGUUUGCAAACACAUGAAGAAUUUAGAAUUGAAUAAAGGUGAGUAUUACCCUUCCAAUAUAAGAUCAAGAAGUCCUACUAUUAUUACAUGA